AUGACAAACCCUGAGGUCCAUCACCUGUUUCAUCACCCAAUAGCAGACCAUUCCUUCUCCGCCGAUAGGCAGACACUGGCCGUUGCCAAAGACACCACUGUUGAAUUAUAUCAACGAUCAGGAAACAAAUUUAGCUUGCAAACUGAGUUGAAAGACCAUGAUAAGAUUGUGACUGGCGUCGACAUUGCGCCUACCGCUGGACGAAUAGUCACCUGUUCUCAAGACCGGAACGCCUACGUGUGGGAGCCAUCUCCAUCUGGAUGGAAACCUACGCUAGUGUUGCUCCGUAUCAACCGUGCUGCGACUUUCGUACGCUGGUCACCCUCCGAGAAAAAGUUUGCGGUAGGGUCGGGCGCUCGUGUAAUCGCCAUUUGCUACUUUGAAGAGGAGAAUGAUUGGUGGGUCUCGAAGCAUCUCAAGAAGCCCAUUCGGAGUACCAUCACAACCGUUGCGUGGCAUCCUAAUUCGGUUCUUCUAGCGGCUGGGUCCACUGAUGCCCAUGCUCGAGUCCUCUCGAGUUUCAUCAAAGGGGUCGACGAGAGGCCAGAAAGUAGCGUUUGGGGCGAGCGCCUGCCAUUCAACACGAUUUGCGGGGAAUACCUCAACAACUCCGCCGGCUGGGUCCACGGCUGUGCGUUUUCUCCGAGCGGUGAUGUUCUAGCAUUCACAGCGCACGACAGUAGCGUCACGGUUGUCUAUCCCAGCGGCCCAGAUCAGCCCCCAAGAGCCGUUGUCAGCCUGAGUACACAAUUGUUACCGUUCCUCAGCCUCAUUUGGAACGGUGAGAGUGAGAUCAUUGCUGCCGGUUACGAUUGCGAAGUCUAUCGGCUUCGCGGCAACGAGCAAGGCUGGCAGAUUGCAGAGUCAAUGGAGUCAAAGGGCAGACCGGGCAUGGGCGAGAUACGGGAGGAGUCCGCUCUGAACAUGUUCAAGCAGAUGGAUUUGAGGGGCAAGGCCCAAAGCGAUACACAGCUCAAGACUGUUCAUCAGAAUACAAUCUCGACCUUAAGACCCUUUGAGGCUACGGCUAAUGGAGUCAAGAACUUCAGCUCCAGUGGUGUAGACGGUCGUGUGGUCAUUUGGGCAUCUUAA
Molecule: messenger RNA, 1092 nt
Organism: Bacidia gigantensis
Lineage: Eukaryota; Fungi; Ascomycota; Lecanoromycetes; Lecanorales; Ramalinaceae
Exons: 4
Coding region: 1-1092 (363 amino acids)
Biological process (GO): Arp2/3 complex-mediated actin nucleation
Cellular component (GO): Arp2/3 protein complex; actin cytoskeleton
Molecular function (GO): actin filament binding
Source: RefSeq, a predicted model, not a curated record